ACUAUUGACUCCUUUACCGCACGAAAGAAGUACUAAAAUCUUUCCCUUCAUUGUAAUGUGUUUCGUUCUGAAACUGAGGCUCGUGAACAUUGACUUUUCCGUCCUUAUCUUCGGAAAAUUAUAUUAAAUUCUCACAUCAGAAUUCAUUCGAGUUAACACAAUGGACGCCAUCUCUUACUGUAUCGUUUCACUCAUAUUAUCUUCUUCCUUACUUCACCCAUCACUCUCAGCUCUUUCUGCAGAACUCCCUCGUUCUGAAAGAGAAGCAUUAGAGAUCAUCAUCGGAGGCGGAGGCGCCCCUUCUCCUCCCGCCGACUGUCCCCCUCCGCCGCCUCCGCCACCUCCGCCGCCUCCGCCGCCUCCGCCGCCUCCGCCGCCUCCGCCGCCUCCGCCGCCUCCGCCGCCUCCGCCGCUGUCUCGCCGGCUGGUGAGCGCACGCCGUGUGCUUCUGAAAUUUGCCAAGACAGUUGACGACCCCAAUUGCUUCACCCGAAGCUGGAAGGCUGAAGACAGCCCCUGUAACUACAAGGGUGUUAGAUGCGCGGAUUACCCAUAUGGGAAUAAGGAGAGAGCCGUUGCAGGAUUAGAUUUCAACCAAGCUGGUUUUUCUGGUCGUCAAGGUUCAAGAUUGAGUCUUUCAGGAAUCUUGGGUUCGAUUCGAGAGUUGACAUUCUUCCAUGUCAACUCCAACAAUUUCUCAGGACAGGUCCCCGCAGAAAUCAGUAAUUCCAAAUUUUUCUUCGAGCUUGAUUUAAGCAACAACAAGCUCGAAGGUUGUUUCCCAAUGGAAGCUCUUUCAAAUAAUCAGAUACUUUUCUUAGAUCUCAGGUUCAAUGACCUCACUGGACCAGUCCCUCCGAAGCUCUUCACCAUGGAUCUAGACGUCAUCUUCAUCAACAACAACAAAUUCAGCAGCAAACUUCCGUGGAAUUUCGGAAACACACCUGCAAGAUACCUCACAUUCGCCAACAACAGAUUCACGGGACCAAUCCCAAGUAGCAUAGGAAAUGCUUCGAAGACUUUGACGGAAGUUCUCUUCCUGGGAAACCAGUUUUCUGGGUGUCUACCUUACGAGAUUGGGUUCCUGAAAAAAGCUGUAGUCUUCGAUGUGAGCAAGAACUCAUUGACUGGUCCAAUCCCAGAAUCUUUUGCAUGCUUACAGAAGAUUCGCUUCCUGAAUUUAGCUAACAACAAAUUCUACGGCGCUGUUCCGGAAUCAGUGUGCGAGCUUCCUGGAAUUUGCAACAACGGGAAUCUUACCUUGGCGGGUAACUAUUUCACUUACGUGGGACCAAAAUGCAAGAAGCUGAUAGAUUCUAAGGUGCUUGAUGUGAGCCAGAAUUGCAUAAAGGGGCUUCCCAAUCAGAAAUCACCAGAAGAAUGUCACAAGUUUCUAUCUUGCGUGAAACCAUGCCCGAAUGAAUGGUCUCUCAAGCUUGUUCCGUGUAAGAAAGGCUCUUAUUCCAAGUACGAUGAAACGGCGCCGCCUCCCGCGCCUGUGACGUACGAGACACUGAAGCCGACACGCCAUCGUUUAAUGUGAACCAAAGGCCCAAGCAUGUUGGUAGGCUGGCUUACGUGUAUUCUCCUCCCACCGUAUUGGUGGAUUUGUGUUUUUAUGGUUAACUUUUCUGCUUUGGGGUCUCGUUAAGAUGGCGUUUAUUAUGAAUAACGAAAUUUGGGCUCCUCAAGUGUUGUUAAUUCUCUGAAAUUUGUCGCAACUAAGUUUGAUAUGGUAA
Neltuma alba is the source of this 1739-nucleotide messenger RNA. Its product is annotated as leucine-rich repeat extensin-like protein 2. The transcript has a single exon. Gene Ontology annotation, molecular function: protein binding. The record is from RefSeq and is a predicted model, not a curated record. NCBI's taxonomy places the organism in Eukaryota, Viridiplantae, Streptophyta, Magnoliopsida, Fabales, Fabaceae. Bases 161 to 1543 code for a protein of 460 amino acids.